AUCUUCCAUUUUUGCAGACUUCGCCGUUCUCGCAGUUCCAGUCUACCUUCUCCUUCGCCCGUCUUCGUCGCCUCGGUUUUCGUGAAUCCGCCCGCCGGUGAUCGUCCUCUCGCGCUUGAUCCGCUGCGCUCCGCGACAACCAACUUAACGAAAAUGGGGCGCAAGUUCUUCGUCGGCGGGAACUGGAAGUGCAAUGGCACGGUGGAAAGUCUUUCGAAAUUGGUAGGCGUACUCAAUGCCGGCGAGAUCGUCUCUACGGACAUCGUGGAGGUGGUGGUUGCGCCCACGUUUAUCUACCUGCCGAUGGUUAAGGACAAGUUGAGGAAAGAGAUUCAGGUGUCUGCGCAGAAUUGCUGGGUGAAGAAGGGUGGCGCGUACACCGGCGAAGUCAGCGCGGAGCAGUUGGUGGAUAUGGGCAUUCCCUACGUGAUACUUGGGCACUCGGAAAGGCGGCAUAUUCUGAAGGAGAGCCACGAUUUCGUGGGUGAGAAGUGUGCGUAUGCGCUUAGCAAGGGGUUGAAGGUGAUCGCGUGUAUUGGAGAGACUCUGGAUGAGAGAGAGGCGGGAGAUACCAUCAAGGUGUGCGCGCAGCAGUUGGACGCCAUCAAGGAGGCCAUCGGUGAUAACUGGGCGAACGUGGUGGUGGCAUACGAGCCGGUCUGGGCAAUUGGCACUGGGAAGGUGGCGACGCCGGAGCAGGCGGAGGAUGUGCACCUGGAAGUAAGGAAAUGGCUGGCGGAGAACGUGAGCGCCGAAGUUGCUGAGUCCACGCGUAUUCUGUACGGAGGGUCAGUGACCGCUGGAAACUGCAAGGAGCUGGCCAAGAAGCCCAACGUGGAUGGCUUCCUCGUUGGCGGUGCGUCGCUGAAGGCCGAGUUCAUUGACAUCAUCAACUCCGCUCAGGCGAAGGUUGAACAUUAGAGAUUGUUUCGUGUGUUUGUUUUUGUGUGUGUGUGUGUGUGUGUGGGUGUGUGUGUGUGUGAGAGAGAGAGAGAGAGAGAGAGAGAGAGCUGUC
This is a messenger RNA of Chara braunii, 1015 nucleotides long. The record is from the annotation of a GenBank genome assembly. Lineage: Eukaryota; Viridiplantae; Streptophyta; Charophyceae; Charales; Characeae.